CUCUAUUACACACACACACACUCACUUUCUCUCUCUCUCUCACUCUGUGUGUCUCUCUCUCACACACACACUUUCUCUGUCUCUCUCUCUCUCUCUCUCUCUCUCUCUCUCUCUCUCUCACACACACACACACACACACACACACUUACUCUGUGUGUGUCUCUCUCUCUCUCUCUCUCUCUCUCUCUCUCUCUCUCUCUCUCACACUAGGUCUCGCGCACGCUUUUUACAUUAGAGUCACUCAGCACGCGCAGCCGACGCGACUCUGACUCUUUAUCCGGAUUAUUAUCAUCAUCAUCAUCAUCAUCCCCAUCGGCAUUAAUCACGUCUCGGAUUAAAAAAUGGGGAACAAAAUACACACGUGUUUAAAUUUCUCGAAACGUGAUGGAAAAUGAGCGCAAGCUCACUAGACCUGAAGGUGUAGACUAUUGAAAGCGAAACUGUGGAAACUGCGAUGCCCGAAGAUACUGUGAAAGACACCAUGACAAUCCCAGAGUGCCCUUCUCUCACCGUUAAAGCCAACAACAACAACAAGAACGAUCCACCUCCUUCAGUUUCCAUCCCUCUGGUGAACGACGGCCCUCUGACGGCGGCGACGGGUGGCACGGAGCUCUCGUGCUUCCGCUGUACCCUUCCUUUUGGUGUGGUGGUGCUGAUUGCCGGCAUCGUGGUCACAGCUGUUGCCUAUAGUCUUAACUCUCAUGGCUCCACCAUCUCUCACUUCGGCCUGGCACUGCUGUCAGCCGGCGUGGCUCUGCUUGGCCUCAGCGCCGGCUGUUGGAAGCUCCGCAGUGAGAAAAAGAAGGAGGAGCGGAGACGGGAGAGCCAGGCUGCACUAGUCACCAACCACAGGAUCAUCUAAUCGAACUUCCUGGAAUUUUCAGAAAUGUGACUGCUGGUCAGAAAAAAGAAUCUUCAUCUCUUCUCACACACUUUGAAUUUCUUGCUCAACAUUCUUGCUUGUCCAGAAGAAACUCACAGAAACCACAAAACUCUUUGGACUUUGUACUUCUCAGUAGUGGACUUUGCCUCAUGUCUUCAGACUGCAUGGUACUCUGGAUAAUUCUCAUCUCAAUAAAGGAAUUAUUUAGAUUCAUAGAGUCAGGAAAAGUCUCAGAAACCAGAGGAGCGUCUGUACACGACGUUGUCCUAGGAUUCGUUGCUGUGAUCAAUGUAAUUUCAGCCCUCUUGCUUAACAUCUAAGCAUCUUUACAGUUGCAAAUGCAUCCCGGAGAAAUUCAGCUGAAACCACAAGACUCGUUGGACCUUCUGUGUGUCAAAUUGGUAGAAUUUCCACCAGUGGUCUUUUCGUUUCUCAGUUGCAGACCUAAAGCAUCAGUUAAAAGACUCAUGUCUUAGGAUUCAAACUCUACAGACUUACAGCUUCAUGACAAGUCUAACUGCUUCACAACAAAAACCACAGAACACUUGGAUUCAGACACAUCACAUAGUCUAGACUGUACAGAGUGUUCGAAAUUUGUCCUCAUAAUCUGGUCAGACUCUCCGAAGUAGCAUUGGCAUAUUCCUAUGAAGGGAUCCCUCAGGAAAAAAAUGCACAGGAACAUUUUCUUAGGAUUUGAGAUCUUCAGGUUCUUCAGAAUUCCAGCUUUUUCCUGAUUACAACUGCUUUCCAAAUAACCACUGAAUAAUUCCAAAUAACCACUAAAAAUCAAAACCCAGACUCCUCACACUUUAAUAUUUUGGAACUGGACUUCUUAGGACUUCUUAUGGUUGACACGUCAGGAGUCUGUUCUUUCAACUUUCCGUCCCUUAUUCCUACCUCCUCUACCGUCCCUGCCUGUAUGUUCGGUGAGAAGAGUGAAUGAAUCAAAAGCAAAUCUAUGAAGCCUUGAGGGGAACCAAGACUUGAAAUGGGGGAAAGGGGGUAGAUGUCCUCCUCUGGACAACACUGGAUAAUGGGAGUAAACUAGGAACUCAGACUUUAUGCUAACGGACACUGUUUUUAAGGUGAACGCGCUAAAUAAACAAUGUGACAUUUUUCCACUAAAGUAAUCAUGUAUACCAGUGGAACUCUGUAAUUAACAAUCUGUAACAAGACAAGAAAAUUACUCGCAGAGCUCAGAAAAAAACCAUAAUUCACUUGGUUUCUGUGCAGAGAUCUGAGCUUUAUCCCUAUUUCUCUGAUGGACAUAAAACAUCAUGACAACCAGAAGAACAAAAACCAGCAGGGAUCCAAAGCCUGAGGUGCUGUUCCAUGUAGAACCGGUCAGUGUGGGGAGGGGUUACAGAGGUGAAGAUGGCAGUUCUGGAUACUCACAGCUGUUUCCAGAUGUUCAAGAGUUGCAGAACAUUGACCUCAAGGUCCCUCAUCACAAACCUCUCUUUAAGUGACUGACUGCGGUUCCUUUUUGCUUUGAAGUGGACCUGCAGUAUUUUCAGUAUUUUUUUAUUUCUUCCUUCCCCCACUCUUUUUCCCCUUCUCUCUCUCUCUCUCUCUCUCUCUCUCUCUCUCUCUCUCUCUUUCUCUACGGCAGAUUGUUUGCAUCUGUUUAGCCGGGCAGCCAGCCAAACUGUGAGCGUCAGGAUUAAGAUGAAUAGCUACACUACAAUCCCGAUGAGAGGAAGAAACCCAUUAAUUCACCUCUCCUUCCUCCUCUCUUUCUUUUUUCUACUUUCUUUUUUCCGCCCUUGUUUUCUUUUUCUCUCCUUUGGGUUGGAAACCUCUCGCACUUUUGUCAGUAAAUACAUGGUACUUAUAAACACUAUCGUAUGAUGGUAUGUACACUUCAGUCGGAGCGAUUGAAGGUUUUUUAUUUGCAACAUUUAUCAUUAAGUUUCUAUAACCAUGUGACCCAGGGCACAAAACUAGUGCCCUUCAGAGCCAUAGUGACUGAAAGGGACAUGAUAAUAACUUAUGAGAAUGAAUAUAACUAUAGAUAACUCAUGGUAUAUGAUGUCAGUAGCGUUUGGGUAAUGUGGGGUUCUGCUGAACCUUCAAACAGUGUUUAUCUUCUGAACGAUUAAAAAAUAAAUAAUUAAUCUGU
Molecule: messenger RNA, 3005 nt
Organism: Tachysurus vachellii
Lineage: Eukaryota; Metazoa; Chordata; Actinopteri; Siluriformes; Bagridae
Gene: tmem100a
Product: transmembrane protein 100a
Exons: 2
Coding region: 455-862 (135 amino acids)
Biological process (GO): cellular response to BMP stimulus
Source: RefSeq, a predicted model, not a curated record